GGAGGUGCUGAGUGACCGUGCAGCUUUUUAGGGAUGUGUGCAAAAUGCAUUUCCUGAAAAUGUUCAGGCUCAGCCUGGCAAGCCUGCCAACCAACAAGAUGGAGGAGGCGAGCUUUCGCUUUGGGGGUCGCGUUGGAGGGCUGUCGGGAUAUCCUGUGUGACGCACGGGCUCUCGCGCGAGGAAUUGUGGGAUCUGAUGGUUUGAGCUGAAGUGGGGCUGAAGUUAGCGGACAAUAGGAGGGGUGCAUUGUGGGACGGGAUAUAGCAGCGAUCGAAUCCAUGAAUGAAAGUCCAGCCACAGCAUGCCAUAUAUCCAUAAAUUUAGAAGAAUUUGUGAGGGCAGAUACCACUUUAACGUAGAUUUUACAAACGUUAAACAUGGCAAAAAUGAUCCGAGGGAAGACGAGAAGCCAAAAUCGUCCAAUGGAAUCAGUGGCAAAAAGAAAGAUACCUCCAGCAUCACUGAAGGUACGGAAGUUGCUGAGGCAGGAUGUGCAGAGAAAAGUGAAAAAGAAAAUAUUCCAGAGCAGGAUGUGCAUAAUAGCUCGACAGGAAGUCCAGAUCCACCGGACACCUCCCAACCUGCGGAUUCUUCCGCGGAUAAAGAGUACGGCUGCCCUGUGUGUCAGAAACUGUUUACAUCACAUUCUGAGCUGAUUAAACAUCAAAAAAUCCACAGAAAGAAAGAAUGGAUUUGCUCUGAAUGUCACAAGCAGUUCCCUACUAAAGCUAAACUUGUCAAACAUCGGAAAGUUCACAGGGGGAAGGGGAAGAUAUUUCCCUGUCCCCACUGCACAAAACGUUUCAUGCGGAAAUCGAAGUUCGAGGUUCACCUGAAGGUCCACGAGAAAACAUACACGUGCCCCGAGUGUGACAAAUGUUUCAACAUCAAAUCGAAUUUCACCAGACACAUGUUGGUUCACACCGAGGAGAAAAGAUUCGUAUGUUCAGAAUGCGGGAAGGGUUUCUCCCAGAACACUCAUUAUCUUAAACAUAAGAGGAGCCACAAAAACGACUAUCUUGUGCACUGCCCUGAAUGUGGCAAAGGAUUUUUCGACAAGUACAGCCUGAAAGCGCACCUUAAGAUUCACACCGGAGAGAAACCGUUCUCCUGUUCGGAAUGUGGAAAAGGCUUCAUCCAAAAUUCACACCUGGUUUUACAUCUGAGGAUUCACACGGGGGAAAAACCGUUUGCGUGCCCUGAAUGCGGGAGGCGUUUUAGCGAUAAAUCAAGUCUUGUGAAACAUAAGCGAAUUCACACCGGGGAAAAGCCAUAUAAGUGCUCCGACUGCGGCAGAGGUUUUGGCCAGAAUUCAUAUCUUCUUAUACACAAAAGGACUCACACGGAGGAAAAAUCGUUUUUCUGUUCUGAGUGCGGAAAGGCUUUUAUCGAAGAAGCGAGCCUUCUUAGACAUCAGAGGCUUCAUACUGGAGAGAAACUCUUUUGUUGCCCGACGUGUGGGAAAGGUUUCACGGAGAAAUCGUGUCUGGUAAAGCAUCAGAGAAUUCACACGGGAGAGAAACCCCAUACUUGUUCUGUAUGUAAGAAAUGUUUUUCCGAAAAAUCGCAUCUAGUAAAACACCAGAGAAUUCACACUGGGGAGAAACCUUUCUCCUGUUCCGAGUGCGGAAAACAGUUUAUUCAAAAUGCCCAUCUUAUCAAGCACCGGAGGACCCACACGGGAGAGAACCCAUUUUCCUGUGCUGAAUGCGGCAAAAGAUUUGUGGAUAAAUCCAAUCUCAUGAUGCAUAAUAGAACUCACACGGGAGAUAAACCGUUCUCAUGUGCUCAGUGUGGGAAAAGUUUCGUCCAAAGUUCGCAUCUCCUUGUACACCAGAGAGUUCAUACGGGGGAGAAGCCGUUCUCCUGUUCUGAAUGUGGGAAAUUUUUUAGAGACAAGUCAAGCCUUAGCAAGCACAAGCGCGUUCAUACCGGGGAGAAACCAUUCGCCUGCUCUGAGUGCGGGAAAAGUUUUAGCCAAAAUUCCCAUCUUCUUACACAUCAGCGGACUCACACAGGGUUGAAGCCUUACUCGUGUUCUCAGUGCGGGAAAAGCUUUAGCGAUAACUCGAGUCUUGUGAAGCACAGGAGACUCCACACGGGACUGAAACCGUUUAGCUGCAGGGAAUGUGGCAAAUGUUUCAGUCAAAAAUCCUAUCUUAUUAUCCACACGUCGACUCACACAGGGGAUCAGGCGAUUGCGUGCUCAGAAUGUGGGAAACUCUUUAGCAAUAAAUCAAAUAUGGUUAAACACAAGAAAAUUCACAUGCGAUAAGCCAAGUUUUUGGCAGGUUAAAAUGGAGUUAAAAGGUUGAACUUGAUGGACGUGUGUC
Molecule: messenger RNA, 2334 nt
Organism: Xenopus laevis (African clawed frog)
Lineage: Eukaryota; Metazoa; Chordata; Amphibia; Anura; Pipidae
Gene: znf850.L
Product: zinc finger protein 850 L homeolog
Exons: 2
Coding region: 303-2276 (657 amino acids)
Biological process (GO): regulation of gene expression
Cellular component (GO): nucleus
Source: RefSeq, a predicted model, not a curated record